Puntigrus tetrazona (Sumatra barb) is the source of this 582-nucleotide messenger RNA. RefSeq names its product NADH:ubiquinone oxidoreductase subunit B7 (gene ndufb7). The record is from RefSeq and is a predicted model, not a curated record. Gene Ontology annotation, cellular component: mitochondrion. The coding region runs from base 144 to 506 and encodes 120 amino acids. NCBI's taxonomy places the organism in Eukaryota, Metazoa, Chordata, Actinopteri, Cypriniformes, Cyprinidae. The transcript is spliced from 3 exons.
CAGACCGGAAGCCAGAGUGGGUUUCUGGAGGUGACCGAUUGACAGCGCCUAGAAUUGUUUUGAUUUCUUAGUUAUACGCGACAUUAUUGUUGUCAGCGGUUAAACAGCUUUUGCGGUCAGGGGUUGAUCUUCCGCGUGCAAGAAUGGGGUUGCAUCUCGUGCGGAGUUACGUCACGGAAAGGGACACGACGCCGGACCCGAAUAAGCCGCCUUCGCACGACCCUCAUCUGGGCUUCCCUGAUCGCAAAGAGAGAGAAAUGGUGGCGACGCAGGAGCAGAUGAACCUGGCCAUGCUGCCGCUGGAGCAGAGGGACUACUGCGCGCACUACCUGCUCCGCUUCCUCAAGUGCAAGAGGGACAACUUCCCCAACUUCCUGGCCUGCAAGCACGAGAGACACGACUGGGACUACUGCGAACACCAGGAUUACGUGAUGAGGAUGAAAGAGUACGAGAGAGAGAGGAGACUGAACCUGAGGAAAAAGAGGAUCGAGGCCAACUCAGCCUAGCCUUCACCUCGCCGUCGCUUCCUGUGUAUAUAAAUAGCUCUUACAUUAAUAAAGAUGAUCUUGUGAGCUCUCCAAA